AUGCCAAAAUCCCAUGGAAAGGGAUCCGAAGGCAGCCAGAGCUCUGUGAAUGGAGAGAAAAGAGGAACAAGGGAGGAUCCUGAAGAGAAAAUUGAGGUAGAAAGGGAGGAAAAUCAGAAGUGUUGGAUAAUAAAAGGGGAGUUGUCCAUAAUUGAAGGCAAUGGCACCCAAGGUCACACAACAAGGGCAACAAAUGUUUUUGAAGUUCAAAACAUCACAAGAACAACAGAAGUACACCUAACCAUCGAUAGCAUGGAAGAAAAUGCAGUCCAGGGGUUCAAGACCUGGCAACAAAAAUCCAAGAACCUUUCUUGGGAAGAUCUUGAUGGCGGGUUUGGGGCUGAUAAUAAGUGCAGUGACAUUGUUGAUGUUGCUUCUAAGAAAGGUGCAAAAGUUGCUGGUCUAAGGGAGGAUAAUUUGACCAAGGUUGGUGGGAAAAAUACAUCAGGUGAAGAUUGUGAUGGCAAUGGUGUGACUCUUGCUUUUCAGAGUGAAGUUGCAAAAGCUGCUGAUUUUAGUGAGGAGAGUGUGGUAGGUCUUGGUGCGUAUUCUAAAACAGUGGAGGAGAAAGAUAGAGGAAAGAAAGCAGAAAGUGGUAAGAACAUGGUCAAUACUACUUCUGAGAAUAAAGUAGAAGAUGUGACUGUAUUGAGUGUGGAUGGUUCAAAAGUGGUUUGUGUUGAGGAAGCAAAAGACGAGGGAGGCAGUGAAGAGGUAGAAAAGGACAAAGAUUGUUCUGAGAACACUGUGACUAUAGGGGUUCCAAUUGCAGAGACAAGUGAAAACAUGGUGGUACACGUGAAGGACUUGAGAGAUAAAGGUUAUGGUUUUGCUUUUGGUGAUUUUGGUCGGGGACAAGUCGAGAGUAAACCUUGGUGGCUUGGCCUAAUUUAUGACCCACCUGAUGACGCAUUGAAGAUGGAACAAAAGAACAGAUCUUCGGUUACCUUCUUCCAUCACUUUAAUGCAUUUUGGGACAACAUUGAUGAGAGGGUUAAACAGAGUAGCUGCAUCGAUUUUGCCAAUGUUGUAGAAGCUGCAGGGGAGGUUGGAAGGCCUCCGUCUAUGAAGCUGAGUCGUUUAGUCAUUGACAAGCGAACAGGUUCUGAAUUUGAAUUUACUCUCGCAUUUGGGAAAAAUUCUGGAAUUAAGGAAGGAAUUGUGCCCAAAACUGGCAUAGAUAGACUUUUAUAUAGUCAAACUAAGCCAGCAAAUUACUUCCUCAUGUGA
Vigna angularis (adzuki bean) is the source of this 1230-nucleotide messenger RNA. RefSeq lists its product as uncharacterized. The record is from RefSeq and is a predicted model, not a curated record. Bases 1 to 1230 code for a protein of 409 amino acids. The transcript has a single exon. Lineage: Eukaryota; Viridiplantae; Streptophyta; Magnoliopsida; Fabales; Fabaceae.